UAUAUAUAGAGAGGGAUGUUGGAGUGGAUAGUCAAACAAGUGAAACGUCGACUCACAAUGAAGUCUUUUGCAAUGUUGAUAGCUUUGUGUCUUCUAAUGAAGGCCGAAGCUAUGGAAAAAACAAUCGAUGAAAUAAUGGAGGAAGCCAAUAACGACAGUAUGAGUUAUGACCUAGUGAUGAGUGGAUCAUCCUCUAAUCCCACGGUCAGAAUUGAGAGGGAUAUCCUCGUGAGUUUGGACGAGUACAUGGAUAGACAGAAAGACAUGAUGGAGGAAGAAAAGACGGGCAAAAGAAUGAAAAGGAAAGCCACACCGUCAAGAAGAUGGCCAAAUGCAAUCGUUCCAUAUGAACUCGCACCUAACACAUUCAGCAGUGCACAACUCACACAAAUUAACCAGGCCAUAACGGAUUGGAAUAGAGAAACCUGUUUGAACUUUCGGCCAAGAAAUGGUGAAGCGGCCGCCGUCAGAUUUCAAAACGGCCAAGGAUGUUCGUCAUUUGUCGGAAGGAUUGGAAAUGUUCAGCCUAUUAGUUUGGCCAAUGGAUGUCGAAUCAAAAGAAUCAUUGUUCACGAAAUGGGGCAUGCCAUUGGGUUCAACCAUGAGCAAUCGAGAAAUGACAGAGACAGAUUUGUGAGAAUUCGAACCGAAAAUAUUCCACAGCCUGUUCUUUUUAACUUCCAAAAGCUGCCAACUAAUCAAGUGACCAAUCUGGGCGUUCCUUAUGACUAUCGCAGUGUGAUGCACUAUGGAGCACGGGAUUUUUCAACAAAUGGCCAAAUUACAGUCCAAACUCUCGAUACAAAUUUCCAAAACAUCAUAGGCAGAGCUCCAGGAUUGAGUUUUAGAGACAUCCGACUUGCAAACGCCAUGUACAACUGCGCUGGAAGCUGUCCAGCGAUGAACUGUCCAGGAGAAGGUUUUGUUGGCAAAGACUGCCAAUGUAAAUGCCCAACCAACGAUCCAAAUAACCCAAUUCAAAACUGCGUCGGAACUGCAGCGUCUACCACUACUACUGCAGCCCCACCCACAUCCGCUCCAACCAAUGAUUGCUCUGACAUGAACAUGUACUGCAGCUAUUGGGCUGGACAAGGCUAUUGCGAAACAAGCAGAUAUAUGAUGAUGUAUUGCAAAGAAUCGUGCAGGAUUUGUAACGACCCAAAACGAUGCGAAGAUAUGGGACAAUCAUGCGGACUACUCCAGCAAAGGGGCUUCUGCAGUGUUAAUUUCUUUAGAAAUUACAUGCAGGCAAACUGUGCAGCUACAUGCGGCUUUUGCAGAGCGGGGGAGUUACUUGCAGCUGACGGAAGCCCGUUAAACAAAGCUUCCAUCCUGGAAUCUGCCAGUGCGCUCUUAAUGCUUGCCGUGGUCGCUGUUUGGAGGAUUUUGUGAUCCUGAAAGUGUUGCAAUACGUGCAAUAUAAACCAUAGAAAAGACACGUAAACCGAUGUAGUUUUAUGUUCUUGUCAUCAAAGCAUAUCAUCAACAGACUUAUGAUUUUAUUUUUAUGCAUGAGGGUCAAUCUCAUUUACCAUUUUAUUUAUCUGCUAGUCUUGUUUACUGUUAAAUGGGCUUACAGUGGCUUUCUCGCGAUACAAUUCUUGGUUACUUUGUUCAUUUUGGCCCGAAAACUUACGGAGAUUCAAUGAUUUUUCACCGUUAGAUGUUUGUCGGUAGGUAAGAACUUUAAAACAUGAUUAUUCCAUGUAAUGACAUUGCUUGUGACAGUAACUGACAAAUGAAGGCCAGUUCUAGUUUUUUUUCCAAAUGUGAUUGUAUAUGUAUGUCUUAUGUCAGGCCAAAUAAAGUUCUGCCGAGUUUCUA
This is a messenger RNA of Magallana angulata, 1824 nucleotides long. RefSeq names its product zinc metalloproteinase nas-14-like. Gene Ontology annotation, biological process: proteolysis. The transcript is spliced from 13 exons. Gene Ontology annotation, molecular function: zinc ion binding; metalloendopeptidase activity. Bases 16 to 1392 code for a protein of 458 amino acids. NCBI's taxonomy places the organism in Eukaryota, Metazoa, Mollusca, Bivalvia, Ostreida, Ostreidae. The record is from RefSeq and is a predicted model, not a curated record.